AUGCCCGGGGCAGCUGCUCUCGGGGCCCCGGCGCCUCCGCUGCUGUCUCUGCUGCUGCUGCUGCUGCUGCCGCCGCCGCCGCUGCCCCGCGGCGCGGGGGGGCUCGCGGAGCGCUCGGAGGCCGCCCGGGACCCCUCGGCGCUGGAAGGCGAGGACGGCGCGGAGCCGCAGCUGGAGCGCUACCACGACCCGUGCAAAGCCGCUGUCUUUUGGGGAGAUAUUGCCUUAGAUGAAGAGGACCUGAAGUUAUUUCACAUUGACAAAGCCAGAGACUGGAUCAAGCAGUCAGUAGAGGAAGGGGGACAUAGCACAGGUGGGCUCGAGGAGCGGCCGCGUGAAAGCUGGCAGAGUGCUGCAGCCGCGAACGCCAGCAGCAACGAGGAAGCUGGAAAGGAUGGUGAGGAGAAUGCUAUGCUUCUGCACAGCCCCAGGACCUCAGAUGCCAGAGCUGAGACCUUUUCUCCCCGCAUCCGGAGAGCCACAACCUCAAGGACAGAGAGAAUAUGGCCUGGAGGGGUCAUCCCCUACGUCAUUGGUGGGAACUUCACUGGAAGCCAGAGGGCCAUUUUUAAGCAGGCCAUGAGACAUUGGGAGAAACACACCUGUGUGACCUUCAUAGAAAGGACUAAUGAAGAGAGCUUUAUUGUGUUCAGUUACAGGACUUGUGGCUGUUGUUCCUAUGUUGGGCGCCGAGGAGGAGGCCCACAGGCCAUAUCCAUUGGGAAAAACUGUGACAAGUUUGGCAUUGUGGCACAUGAAUUGGGCCAUGUAGUUGGGUUCUGGCAUGAACACACCCGGCCAGACAGAGACCAGCAUGUCACCAUCAUCAGAGAAAACAUCCAACCAGGUCAGGAGUAUAAUUUCUUAAAAAUGGAAGCUGGGGAAGUGAGCUCUCUGGGAGAGAUCUACGACUUCGACAGCAUCAUGCACUACGCCCGGAACACUUUCUCCAGAGGAGUUUUCUUAGACACCAUCCUCCCCCGUCGAGACGACAAUGGCAUCAGGCCAACCAUUGGCCAGCGUGUGCGGCUCAGUCAGGGAGACAUAGCUCAAGCCAGGAAGCUGUACAAAUGCCCAGCAUGUGGGGAGACCCUGCAGGACACAGCAGGAAACUUUUCUGCACCUGGUUUCCCAAACGGCUACCCUUCUUAUUCCCACUGUGUCUGGAGGAUAUCGGUCACUCCGGGGGAAAAGAUCGUCCUGAACUUCACAUCCAUGGAUUUGUUUAAGAGCCGCCUGUGCUGGUAUGACUAUGUGGAGGUCCGGGAUGGUUACUGGAGAAAAGCCCCCCUGUUGGGUAGGUUUUGUGGCGAUAAAGUCCCGGAGCCCCUCACGUCCACAGACAGCCGGCUCUGGGUGGAGUUCCGGAGCAGCAGCAGCCUCUUGGGCAAGGGUUUCUUCGCAGUGUAUGAAGCUACAUGUGGGGGAGACAUUAACAAAGAUGCUGGUCAGAUUCAGUCUCCUAACUACCCGGAUGACUACAGACCUUCCAAGGAAUGUGUUUGGAGGAUUACGGUUUCAGAAGGGUUUCAUGUGGGGCUUACCUUCCAAGCUUUUGAGAUUGAAAGGCACGACAGCUGUGCAUACGACUACCUGGAAAUCCGCGAUGGCCCCACAGAAGAGAGUGCCCUGAUUGGCCAUUUUUGUGGCUACGAGAAGCCAGAAGAUGUGAAAUCGAGCUCCAACAGAAUGUGGAUGAAGUUUGUGUCCGAUGGCUCUAUCAAUAAAGCGGGCUUUGCAGCCAAUUUUUUCAAGGAGGUGGAUGAGUGUUCCUGGCCGGAUCAUGGAGGGUGUGAGCAGCGCUGUGUGAACACUCUGGGCAGCUAUAAGUGUGCAUGUGAUCCGGGCUACGAGCUGGCUGCAGAUAAGAAGACGUGUGAAGUGGCCUGUGGCGGUUUUAUUACCAAGCUGAAUGGAACCAUCACCAGCCCUGGGUGGCCGAAGGAGUAUCCUACAAACAAAAACUGCGUCUGGCAGGUGGUGGCCCCUGCUCAGUACCGGAUCUCCCUUCAGUUUGAAGUGUUUGAACUGGAAGGCAAUGAUGUCUGUAAGUACGACUUCGUGGAGGUGCGCAGUGGCCUGUCACCCGAUGCCAGGCUGCACGGCAAGUUCUGCGGCUCUGAGAUGCCCGAGGUCAUCACCUCCCAGAGCAACAACAUGCGUGUGGAGUUCAAGUCAGAUAACACGGUCUCCAAACGCGGCUUCAGAGCCCACUUCUUCUCAGACAAGGACGAGUGCGCCGAGGACAAUGGCAGGUGCCAGCACGAGUGCGUCAACACAUCUGGCAGCUAUCUGUGCCGGUGCAGAACCGGGUACCGGCUCCAUGACAAUGGGCAUGACUGUAAAGAAGCUGGCUGUGCACACAAGAUCAGCAGUGCAGAGGGGACCCUGGCGAGUCCCAACUGGCCUGACAAAUACCCCAGUCGGAGGGAGUGCACCUGGAACAUUUCUUCAACCGCGGGCCACAGGGUGAAACUCACAUUUAAUGAGUUUGAGAUCGAGCAGCACCAAGAAUGUGCCUACGACCACCUGGAGCUGUAUGACGGGCCCGACAGCCUGGCCCCCAUCCUUGGCCGUUUCUGUGGCAGCAAGAAACCAGACCCCGUGGUGGCUUCAGGCAGCAGCCUGUUUCUCAGGUUUUAUUCAGAUGCCUCUGUACAGAGGAAAGGCUUCCAGGCGGUGCACAGCACAGAGUGCGGGGGCCGGCUGAAGGCCGAGGUGCAGACCAAAGAGCUGUACUCGCACGCCCAGUUUGGAGACAACAACUACCCGAGCCAGGCCCGCUGUGCCUGGGUGAUCGUGGCGGAGGACGGCUACGGCGUGGAGCUGAUAUUCCGCAUCUUCGAGGUGGAGGAGGAGGCGGACUGCGGCUACGACUACAUGGAGGCGUACGACGGCUAUGACAGCACAGCGCCCAGGCUCGGCCGCUUCUGCGGCUCCGGGCCACUGGAAGAGAUCUACUCUGCAGGAGAUUCUCUAAUGAUUCAAUUCCACACGGAUGACACCAUCAACAAGAAAGGCUUUCACGCCCGAUACACCAGCACCAAGUUCCAGGACGCCCUGCACAUGAAGAAGUAACAUCGAUGUUCGUGAAAGAC
Nyctereutes procyonoides (raccoon dog) is the source of this 3098-nucleotide messenger RNA. RefSeq names its product tolloid like 2 (gene TLL2). Gene Ontology annotation, biological process: proteolysis. The record is from RefSeq and is a predicted model, not a curated record. Gene Ontology annotation, molecular function: calcium ion binding; metalloendopeptidase activity; zinc ion binding. Lineage: Eukaryota; Metazoa; Chordata; Mammalia; Carnivora; Canidae.